AUGAAACAUAUUUGUCAUAGUAUAACUUGUUUACUUGAUUUACCAGAUGAAAUUUUACUUAUCAUUUGUCGUUAUUUAUCUUCCUAUGAUAUUCUUUAUGCAUUUUAUACACCUUUGAAAUCUGAACAACGUCUUCAUCGUAUGAUAUUGAAUCAUCGUACAAGAAUAAAAAUUGAUGGAAUAAAAAUAAAUGAAUACAAUUAUUUAUCAAAAUUAUUUUCUCAUUCUAAAGUUCCUUUACGACCAAAAUCACUCAUAUUGAAUAAUGAACAUGUUACAUGUUUAACAUAUUAUUAUUUUUCUUCUACACCUGAAGAUGUAAUACGAUCGAUGUUUCGUAAUUUAGAACAUCUUACAUUAACUAAUUGUUCACACAAAGAUCUUCAAUAUCUGAAUAAAUAUAUUGAAAAUCUAACAGAACUUCAAUAUCUUCAUAUAGUUGUUCAGAGACCUGAUGCAAAUGAAAAUAUGGAUGAUUUAGAAACAUGUAAUAUAUUAUUCAAUCAAUUAUUAUUCAAUAAAAAACAAAUCUCUUCUAUUCAUACAAUUGAUUAUAAAAUUUAUAAUGGACUCUUAUUAAGUGAAUCAUUGAGAUUUCAUAAUAAUCUACAAAAUGUUAAUCUUGUUUUACAAACUAUUGAUGAUUUAUAUAUAUUACUUAAUGGACUUGUUCCAAAUGUUCAAAAGAUGAUUAUUAAAUUGUGUCAAGCAAGAAUAGUUCCUUGUUAUUAUCCUCAAAGUAUACGAUGGAUAUGUUCUCGAUUAAUUGAUUUUACAUUAUUUGAAUCAUCUAUUAAAUUUAUUGUUGAUGAUAUGAAAUCUAUUUUUGCUUAUAUGACAAAUUUAACUAAAUUAACAUUAAGUAUUCAUGAUACAUUUGAUCCAUUAUUUUGUCAUGGUCCUACUAUUGAAUCAAUAUUAAAUGAAUAUCUUCCACAUCUUCUUCAAUUUCAUUAUACAAUAACUCAUCACAUUACUAAGAGAAACUUAAUUAAAAAUUUUGUUCAAUGGCCAAUGAAUGUUACAUAUUAUGGUACGAAAAAUUUUAGAUGGGUACAUAUUUAUUCUUUACCAUGGCCAGCAAAUAAAAAUGAUAAACGACAAUUACCUGUUGUUAGAUAUGGAUCAAAUUCAUCAGUGUCAUCAGAUGUUAAAAGAUCUGCAUGUCGAAAAUGGGUGAUAAUUACAAAAGAUGACGAAUUUUCUCUAUUAAACACAGAAUAUGAUCAUGGACACACUUCAAUAAUUCAACCUUCUAUUUAUCAUUUAAUUGUUAAACGUUUUUUAUCUAGUGAAAAAGAAAUGUCAAUACUUGCUCAUCAAUUUCCAUAUGUUAAAUAUUUAAACUUAAAUCUUCCAUUAGAUGAAUGUGCAUUUAUUAAUUGUUUAAACAUUUUACGCGAUCGAGAAAAUAAUAUUACAACGAAGAGUUGUUAUUGGACUGAAUUGAUCUAUUUUUCAACAAAAUUAUGUGGUAUACACACAGAUAUUAUUUCAAAAAAUAGACAAUUGUAUGAUUGGCUCAUUCAAUAUACAAAUUUAAAAUUAAUAACACCAACAAAUAAUGAUUUAAAUCAUUCAAUAUCAUCAACAAUGUUUGGUUUAACAAUAUGUCUUCGAUUUCCAAGAAAUAAUACAGCAAUUCAAGGUUUAUUUAAACGUAUUUCGGAACAAUUUAGAGCGAUAUUUGCUCGAAAAGCUUUUGUGUAUCCGUAUAUUCGUGAAGGAAUGGAUGAAAUAAAAUUUACUGAAGUUGAAUUCGAUAUGUCUGAUUCAGUCAGUAAAUAUCAACAAUAUCAAGAUUCAACAAUUGAAAAACAAUUCGAAGAAGAAUUUCAUUAA
This is a messenger RNA of Rotaria sordida, 1842 nucleotides long. NCBI's taxonomy places the organism in Eukaryota, Metazoa, Rotifera, Eurotatoria, Philodinida, Philodinidae. The record is from the annotation of a GenBank genome assembly.